AUGCCAAAUCAAAAACUACCCACUCAGAUCUCCAUUACAUCUUUAAGAUCUGGACAAGAGCGCAUUAUCGAUUGCGAUGGAUUACCAGAUAAUUCGGAAGAAAUUUGUAAUAUUUUGAAAGACGAAAACGCUCAAAUGACGAUUUACUUACGCUUCGCGCUUUAUUACAAUAUUAACAGAAAAAAUCCAGAUAUUGCUGUCACAAUUCUCAAAAAGGGUCUUUCUCAUG
Scutellospora calospora is the source of this 229-nucleotide messenger RNA. Lineage: Eukaryota; Fungi; Glomeromycota; Glomeromycetes; Diversisporales; Gigasporaceae. The record is from the annotation of a GenBank genome assembly.